AUCGGAUCGGUCUGUAUAGACGUCGCUACUAUCGUUUUUCGUCGCGUAUCAACUGUUAUUCCAUGCGCGUUCUCAUUAGUCACGAGUUCCACUGUGUUUCAGUUUGAAAUGAUAACGGUCGUGAAGACUUAACAAAGAACGAGAGCCAAAAAAAACAAGAAACGUCCGAAUCACCGGGCGGUUGGCGAACAAUGUACUGCUACUAGUGUAUUCAUAUCUUCAAAAAACAAGAUUGUCAAUAAAAAAAUUAACGAAAAAAAGUUGAAAAUUCUACGCGAAUUUUUUUUCUCGAAGAUCUGAAAUUGGCGUACAACUGCAUCGAAAAAGAGAUUUCAAGUAUCAGGAGCGGACAUCAAAAUAUCUAUUUGAAUAACAUUCACUUGAAGAUUAGGUCGAAACAAAGCGUGAGGACUGUUUGGGUUCGAUCGAACAUCAUUGAUCUAUCAAUCUUUCGGAAAAAUGUGGAACCACAAUUCAUCACUAAAUAAUAAAGAGUUUUUUGCAAACGCGUGUCACGUUUGUCAAGUUUAUGGUAAAGACAAAGUAAAACGGUGUGCUAACUGUAAAUUGAUAGCUUACUGCAGUCAAGAACAUCAGAAGAAGCAUUGGCCACAACACAAAGAGCUAUGUCGAGGUCUGAGGUUUUGGGGAAAAAUUGAAAAUAUUUAUCGAUUUUUUGGAUUUUGCGAAAAUACAGACGAGUCAUGGCGAGAUGCAAGAAUGAAUUCGAUUUAUUGUAUUAAAAAUUUGUUGGGUCGUGAACUUACCGUUUCUGAGAGAAGAAUGUUGGCAUUUCCGAGGUGCUGCGAAAUUUGUCAUGAAACAGAUUCCCUGAAGUUACAAGAUUGUGGAGAGUGUCCGAGUGCUAGCUUUUGCUUAAACCAUCCAAAAGAUAAUGAACAUUCUGUCAAAUGUAAAGCUUCCACUCUUAAUUUUCAGGCUAAUAAUAUCCCUUUCACUCCAGUGACCGAUUAUAUGAAAUUACCUUCAAUGAACUAUGGUAAGAGUAUUCCCAAAAAUAUGGAUGAAGUCACUAACUUCUUUGAAUCAUUCUGCCCUGCAGACAAAACUGUUCUACCAAAAGAAUUGUGGAAAGCUGUGCUGGCUUCUCACUUAUCAAGGGUUUACACAUUUCUGUACUCGAUAGAAAAAAUAUUGUGGCCAAAAUCAUCUAAACUGACGAUUCAUGUAAUUGGAGCAAACAUAGCAGAAGCGACGUCCCUAAGCCAAUGGCAAUAUCUACUUCAUCACGACGAAUCUCUUGAAGAGAUUGAAAUAGUCUUUGUUGGUCCAGAACUUUUAUAUAUUCCUGUGAACGUUAAAUUACCCAAAAUGAAGAUGAAAACGAUUGGGAUAAUGUACGAGCAUUUUGUGGCUACUUCACUCUUCACAAUACCUGAUUUUGUUAUUGGAUUUAAUUUGAAAAUCGACGAAAGUUUUCACUUCGGAAUUGACACCUGGUCUCAGAGUAUCAAAACUUUGGCCAGAAUCGGUUGUCCCUUUUUUCUGACUUCAACACGGUUUGCUGAAGGAUUGAAAAAGGAUAGAGAGAGAAUCAAUUCCAUUCUUGGUAAGAAAUGCAAACCGUUUUGGGCUGGAGAAAAUCCAUUUCCAGGUCGAGUACCUUGUAGAGAAUUUCCAUACGAUGAUUUCAGUUAUGAUAAUCGGUACUUGGCCGUUUACAAAAGAUUGGGUUGAAUGCAUUGAACUAAAGUUCAGUGGUUAAUUUUUUUCGAAAAAUCCAAAGUACAAAGUACAAAGUUUUCGAUAUUUCAUUUUAAUUGAGGUUUUGCAUUUAAAGAGGAGCAAUCAUUUUUUUUGUGUCGAUUUAAACUUAGUACUCAUAUUUUUAUUUCUUUGUGCCAUUUAGUAAUUAGUUUCAUUUCGAGGCUGUUAUUUUAAGUUUUAAUAUUAAGUUUUUUUCUAAUGUUCCAUAAACCAUGU
Messenger RNA from Venturia canescens, 1944 nucleotides. RefSeq lists its product as uncharacterized. The record is from RefSeq and is a predicted model, not a curated record. NCBI's taxonomy places the organism in Eukaryota, Metazoa, Arthropoda, Insecta, Hymenoptera, Ichneumonidae. The coding region runs from base 460 to 1698 and encodes 412 amino acids. The transcript is spliced from 2 exons.